GUCUGUUCUCCAGACCACCAUGGUACCAGUAGUCUCUGAUGGUCUGUUCUCCAGACCACCAUGGUACCAGUAAUCUUUGUCUCUUCAGAUGUGGAACAACAGCAGAUCCAGAAUCACCUUCCAUUGGGAGAGGAGCAGUGACUGUCACAUCAUGGAGGUGGAGCCCCCUGCUGGGGAAAUAGAGAUGAACGAGUGUUUUGACCUGGAGCUGGUUCUGACCGGAGGGCGACCAGGUGAGGUCAUAUCCAGACUGCUGUGUCAUGUUCAGCACCAUCACCAACCUGUUGCUCUGGUCAUACAGGUCACCUUCAAGGUGAGAGAGACUCCUAUCAUAGCUGUCUAA
Messenger RNA from Oncorhynchus keta (chum salmon), 343 nucleotides. RefSeq names its product deleted in lung and esophageal cancer protein 1-like. NCBI's taxonomy places the organism in Eukaryota, Metazoa, Chordata, Actinopteri, Salmoniformes, Salmonidae. Bases 89 to 343 code for a protein of 84 amino acids. The transcript is spliced from 2 exons. Gene Ontology annotation, biological process: negative regulation of cell population proliferation. The record is from RefSeq and is a predicted model, not a curated record.